Molecule: messenger RNA, 1526 nt
Organism: Capsella rubella
Lineage: Eukaryota; Viridiplantae; Streptophyta; Magnoliopsida; Brassicales; Brassicaceae
Product: malate dehydrogenase 1, peroxisomal
Exons: 9
Coding region: 129-1193 (354 amino acids)
Biological process (GO): tricarboxylic acid cycle; malate metabolic process
Cellular component (GO): cytoplasm; chloroplast
Molecular function (GO): L-malate dehydrogenase (NAD+) activity
Source: RefSeq, a predicted model, not a curated record
AUCCAUCUUCACGUCAUCUUCAAAUCCAUUUUUCACAUCACUAUCUCUCUAUACUACAAAUCUCCUCGUACCCUUUUACCCCAUCCUUCUCCGUGAUCGCAUAACCAGACCUCAAUUUUGAUUCAGCUAUGGAUCCAAACCAACGUAUCGCGAGAAUCUCAGCUCAUCUCAAUCCUCCUAACCUUGACGAUCAGAUGGUUGACGGGUCGGGUUUGAAUCGGGUGGGUUGUCGUGCAAAAGGCGGAUCACCCGGAUUCAAAGUGGCGAUACUUGGAGCAGCUGGUGGGAUUGGUCAACCUCUUGCUAUGUUGAUGAAGAUGAAUCCUUUGGUUUCGGUUCUUCAUCUCUAUGAUGUUGCUAACGCUCCUGGUGUUACUGCUGAUAUUAGUCACAUGGACACUAGUGCCAUUGUUCGUGGAUUUCUCGGUCAACCACAGUUAGAAGAAGCACUUACGGGUAUGGAUUUAGUGAUUAUACCUGCUGGUGUUCCGAGGAAACCAGGGAUGACGAGGGAUGAUCUGUUUAACAUUAAUGCUGGGAUUGUGAGGACACUCUCUGAAGCUAUAGCCAAAUGUUGUCCUAAAGCGGUUGUUAAUAUAAUCAGUAAUCCUGUGAACUCCACAGUGCCAAUCGCAGCUGAGGUUUUUAAGAAAGCUGGAACCUUUGAUCCUAAGAAACUCAUGGGAGUCACUAUGCUUGAUGUUGUUAGAGCUAAUACUUUUGUGGCAGAAGUAAUGAGCCUUGAUCCCCGGGAAGUUGAUGUUCCGGUUGUUGGAGGUCACGCAGGAGUUACGAUUUUACCGCUGCUUUCUCAGGUGAAACCUCCUUGUUCAUUCACUCAAAAAGAGAUCGAAUAUCUCACAGGCCGCAUCCAAAACGGUGGCACUGAAGUUGUUGAGGCUAAAGCUGGGGCAGGUUCUGCAACACUAUCCAUGGCCUAUGCAGCAGUGAAGUUUGCAGAUGCUUGCCUCAGGGGUCUACGAGGGGAUGCAAACAUCGUUGAAUGUGCAUUUGUGGCAUCUCAUGUGACUGAGCUUCCCUUCUUCGCAUCAAAGGUGCGUCUGGGACGAUGUGGGAUCGACGAAGUGUAUGGUCUUGGACCAUUGAACGAAUACGAGAGGAUGGGAUUAGAGAAGGCAAAGAAAGAGCUUUCAGGAAGUAUUGAGAAAGGUGUUACCUUUGCAAAGAAAUAAGAUCACUUGAUUGGAAUAAACACUUAAAGUGAUGGUUUUGGAAUAGUAAUAGUUUUGGAAUAAGAACAACGCCUCGCAAUAAAAGCUCGUGCGGGUUUUCUGUGAACCGAUCUUAAAGGUUCAAGAAUCUCAUCUCCUUUAGGUAAAAUCAUGAAAUUAUUGUAUCGUUCGGUCCAACCAGUCUGUUCUUAGAUACGUGAACGUUUACAAAAUUGAUAUGUAAUUGGGUUAUGAAAGUGAGAACAGAGCAAUAAUCUUGUCACCUUUUUUAUAUUCUUAUGUUCUUUGUAAUGGUGCUUUUCUUCAACUUGUUUAAUGUUCCUUUUAUAUGAA